This is a messenger RNA of Parnassius mnemosyne (clouded apollo), 744 nucleotides long. The record is from the annotation of a GenBank genome assembly. NCBI's taxonomy places the organism in Eukaryota, Metazoa, Arthropoda, Insecta, Lepidoptera, Papilionidae.
AUGGAGAAAUUUCAAGUUUUAUUCCUCGUUCUCGCCGCUUUGAUAACAUCGGGCACGUCAAACACAGGAAUGUUCCCCGAACGCUGUUCCCGACAAGAUCCCGACGUCGACGCAUGCCUUCAACGAAGUUUCAACUCACUCCUCGACUACCUGAAAGGUGGAGCACCUGAACUUGGCAUUGAAGAGACCAAUGAUAUAGUGAUAGACGAGCUAUCCAUUGCACUAGGCAGCGGACCAGAUGGCUACCGCGCCACGUUCAAAGAUAUCCACGCAAGCGGCGCCAACAAUAUGACCAUCACAAAUGUCAGAUCGGAUCUCGACACCUACCAGUUCCAGUUGACUUUGUUUGGGCCACACAUCAGCGCACGUGCCCGCUACCGCUCCUCCGGAGUUCUGCUGCUGGUGCGUGCCUCGGGAGGAGGCGAAUAUUGGGGCGAAUACGAUGGCGUAAAGGCUAAAGUGUAUUUCCGCGGCACUCCGUACACUCGCAACAAGCGCACGUACCUCAAGCUUCAACAACUGAAGCUGGACUUCUCCGUGAAAGACAUCCAAAUGGGCGUCGAGAAUUUGCAGAACACUAACGCGGUUUUGGAGGCUGCUUUAAAUCUCUUCAUCAACACAAACGCACAAGAACUUCUUAAAGAGAUGAAGCCGGAGUUGAAACGAGACUUAGCGGGGAAAAUGUCACAUUUCUUGGAACGGAUUCUGGACCAGAUUCCAUUUGAUGAAUGGAUUUCAGACUAA